Molecule: messenger RNA, 1765 nt
Organism: Orussus abietinus
Lineage: Eukaryota; Metazoa; Arthropoda; Insecta; Hymenoptera; Orussidae
Product: 4-coumarate--CoA ligase 1
Exons: 8
Coding region: 120-1733 (537 amino acids)
Biological process (GO): long-chain fatty acid metabolic process; fatty-acyl-CoA biosynthetic process
Molecular function (GO): long-chain fatty acid-CoA ligase activity
Source: RefSeq, a predicted model, not a curated record
AGCGGCAUCGCUUCGCGGGGAAGUCGGCACUCGCGAGUCGCGUCAUCGGUUUCGUACAUAUAAGCGCUCGGCAAGAGAGCAUUGCAAGUCAUUCUUCGUGAAAGGACAAACUGUAGACCAUGACUAAGGAAGAGUUAGAAUUCACCGUGGAGAACGGGGUCUUGAAGGGGAAGAAACGGGAACCCUCGACGAAGAAUCCGCAUUUGGGGAAAAUCAUUCUGGAGAACCUGAAGAGGAAGCCGGAUUUCGUGGGUCAGGUAAGUGCGCUCACCGGGGAGGAGUACACUUUUGGUCAGAUACGGGAAAAGACGAUAAGAUGCGCUCUGUGGCUGAAGAAGCAAGGCGUCUCUCCCGGGGACAUCGUCGUGACCUGUUCGGAUAACAACAUGGACUGUGCCUUACCGAUGAUAGCGUCCCUCUGUAUCGGGGCCACUUUCAAUGGCUGGGACCACAAAUUGGACGCGAAAUCCCUGAAGUACUUCGACUCCCUGGUGAAACCGAAGGUAAUCUUCGUCAACGAAAGCGCGGCCCCGGUGGUGUCCUCGGAGCUCGCCAAGGAGAAUCCAUCUCUCCGGGUCGUGGUCUUCGGCAAGGUGCCGGGGAUGCUCUCCUUCUCCGAGGUCAUCCUGAACCAGAGUGUCGAGGAGAUUCGCGCCUUCGAGUGCUCCGAAGUGUUCAACCCUGCCAUCGUGUUCUUGUCUUCCGGUACCACCGGCUGGCCCAAGGCCAUCGAGCUCUCCCAUGCCUGCCUCCUGGGGCACCUCGACACCUUCCUCACCUUUGAAUCCUACAGAGACGUCCUCGGCACAUUUUCGACCUUGAACUGGAUCAGCGGAGUGCUGAUCACCCUUGCUGCCUUGUACUCGGGGUGCAAGAGGUUCGUCUUCCCGAGCUUCGAGGAGGAGCUCAGCUGCAAGCUUCUCCAGGACACCAAGAUCAAGUGGGUGAUGAUACCCACUAACACGUUGACCAGGUUGACGAAGUUCAAGGACUUCCGCAAGUACGAUCUGUCCAGCCUUGAAGUCGUGUCUACAGGAGGCUCGGGGAUGAGUUCCACCGUGCAAAAGGCGUGCAGAAAUCUCCUGCCCGAUUGCGCCGUUCUCCAAAUGUACGGAAUGACGGAGUUUGGCGGAGUCAUAUGCGCCCAAAAGGACAACAACACCAAACUCGGCUCCUGUGGGACGGUGGUGUCGAACGUGGAGAUAAAAAUCGUGGACCCGGAGACCGGGAAAAUCCUGGGGCCGAACCAGAAGGGUGAGAUCCACGCGAAAGCGUACGAGAUCAUGAUGGGCUACAAGGGGAAUCCUCAAGCCACCAAGGAAGUCAUCGACUCGGAAGGCUUCCUGAGGACGGGAGACAUCGGCUACUACGACGAGAACGGCGAGAUCUUCAUCAUCGACAGGAUCAAGGAGCUGAUCAAGUACCGAGGGGACCACGUAUCCCCUGCCGAGAUCGAGGCCGUUCUCCAAAGUCAUCCUGGAGUGAAAGAGGCCGCCGUAGUCGGAGUGCCAGUGCCAGGGGACGACGAGCACCCCCUGGCCUUCGUCACCAGGGUUUCGGAUAGCAAGGUGACGGGUAAGGAGCUGAUCGACCUGGUAGCGGAUCAGCUCGCGGACGUGAAACGCCUGCGAGGUGGAGUGAGGUUCCUGGAGAGCAUGCAGUACACCUCGAGCGGGAAAAUCGACCGAAAGAAGCUGAAGGCGAUGGCCAGGGACCUGGCCUCCAAAGCUUGAGAUUAAGAUCAGCCGUUCAGCGUGUGAUAACG